AUGGAAGGCGGCAAUCAGACACCGGUGGCCGAGUUCUUCUUCCUGGGUUUCUCGGGGGUCCACAAGGGCCAGGCGUUCCUCUUCCUGCUGUUCCUGGCCAUCUACCUAGUCACUUUGGUGGGGAACUCUGUGAUAUUCACUCUGAUCCAGUUGGAUUCCCGCCUUCACAGCCCCAUGUACUUUUUCCUCAGCCAUUUAUCCUCCUUGGAUGUUUGCUACUCAUCAGUCACCGUCCCCAAGAUCCUGGUGAACUUCUUGCGCCAGCGGCCAACAAUUUCGUACAACCAGUGCAUGGCCCAGAUGUUCUUCCUGAUGACGUGCGCAGGGUCUGAGUGUGCAUUGUUGGCAGUCAUGGCCUACGACCGCUAUGCUGCCAUUUGUGAACCCUUGCGCUACGCUCACCUCAUGAGCAGGAGGGUGCGUAUCCCUCUGGCAACCGCUUCUUGGAUCUGGGGCCUUCUAGACUCAGCCAUUCACACCACACUGGCCACCAACCUGGACUUCUGUGGGAACAACAAGAUUCACCACAUUUUCUGCGAUGUCCCACCACUUCUGAAAAUUGCCUGCAGUGACACCUACGUCAACGAGAUGGCCCUUCACGCGGCCAGCGUUUUUGUGGGAUUGAGCCCUUUUCUACUUGUUGUCGUCUCAUACAUCUUCAUUCUGUCUGCCAUCUUACGAAUCCACUCUAACACCGGCAGGCGCAAGGCCUUCUCCACCUGUGCCUCCCACUUGAUCGUGGUCAUCAUCUACUUUGGGAUGGCAAACUUGAACUACAACCGCCCCAGUGCUGGCUACUCCUUGGGGAUCGACACCUUGAUCUCCACGCUUUAUUGUAUCAUCACUCCUAUGUUGAACCCCCUCAUCUACAGCUUCCGUAACAAGGAGGUGAAGGGAGCCCUGUGGAAGGUUCUGGGUGGCCAGAAGAAUUAUUAUAAUUCCCCUAACUAUCAGUGA
Molecule: messenger RNA, 957 nt
Organism: Elgaria multicarinata webbii
Lineage: Eukaryota; Metazoa; Chordata; Lepidosauria; Squamata; Anguidae
Product: olfactory receptor 5V1-like
Exons: 1
Coding region: 1-957 (318 amino acids)
Biological process (GO): G protein-coupled receptor signaling pathway
Cellular component (GO): membrane
Molecular function (GO): olfactory receptor activity; G protein-coupled receptor activity; odorant binding
Source: RefSeq, a predicted model, not a curated record